Molecule: messenger RNA, 1170 nt
Organism: Helicoverpa armigera (cotton bollworm)
Lineage: Eukaryota; Metazoa; Arthropoda; Insecta; Lepidoptera; Noctuidae
Product: pancreatic triacylglycerol lipase
Exons: 5
Coding region: 126-1124 (332 amino acids)
Biological process (GO): lipid catabolic process
Molecular function (GO): lipase activity
Source: RefSeq, a predicted model, not a curated record
AUUGAAUUAGUAUUAUAUCAUUGAAUUAGUCUUAUCUUGUCCGCGGAAAUCGCGAAUUAAGAUAAAAAUUGAUUUAUAAAUACUUUUAUAGAACGAUGUGAUUUAAUUCUGCCAAAGCCUCAGCCAUGAAGUUUCUGGUAGUGUUAGCUGCUUGCACAGCGCUAUGCGCUGGUAGCGCCAUCCCCGUGGUCCCUGGAGACAAUAGCCACUAUGUGGAGGGGGAGAGUCGCUACAUCUGGAUGCCUGAUGGUGAAGGAGUACCGCACUUAGUGGACCUGCACGAACCUGCCGACGAAGCACUCCUAGCCUCACGAAAUGGCGCCAACAACCAAUACUGGCUUUUUACCAGGCAAAAUCCUACCAACGCUCAAAUUAUCGUCAACGGCAACGCUAACUCUAUCUGGAACUCCAACUACCGGGCUAACCGCGGAUUGAAAGUCAUCGUUCACGGCUGGAACAGCAAUGGAAACUCCGCCAUGAACCCCCUCAUCACAUCUGCCUUCCUCGCUGUUCAGGAUGUCAACGUCAUCGUUGUUGACUGGCGCGCUCUCGCUAACUCCAACUACAUUACGGCUGCAAACGGUGUCCCUGGUGUUGGCCAAUUCCUCGGUAACUUCCUCGUGUGGCUGAUCAACACUGCUGGUGGAAACUGGAACAAUGUCCACUUGGUUGGCUUCAGUUUGGGAGCUCACGUCGUGGGUAGCGCUGGACGUCAGGCUGGCCGUCGUGCCGCCCGUGUCACUGGUUUGGAUCCUGCUGGACCUAACUGGGGAGGAAACUCAAAUGCCCUGAACGGCAACGAUGGCCAAUACGUUGAAGCCAUCCACACUGACGGUGGACUCCUUGGUAUCUUCGACCGCAUCGCGAACGGUGACUUUUACCCCAACGGAGGCAGGAACCCCCAACCUGGCUGCUGGAUCAGUACCUGUUCUCACAGCAGAGCGCCUGAACUAUUUGCAUCCAGUGUGCGCACCAACCACUUCGUAGGCAGACUCUGCUCGAACAUCAACCAAGCUCAGAACAACCAGUGCUCAGGUGGCACCUUCAAUAUGGGCAACGGAAUUAUUGGAAAACGCGGAAACGGAAUCUACGGGCUUUCUACUGGCUCCAGCUGGCCUUUCUAAGGGAAGCAGUUCAAGAACUUAAUACUGUAAUAAAUUAUUGACCAUA